ACCUUCCCUGGCGGCCAGGCCCGACACGUGCACUACGGCGUGUCCAGAUACGCGCCAGGAUUUGCAGAUCGGUACUAGCAAUAUUAUCAAUAAUUGCCCCGAAGUUGACGCAGAACUAGUGGGGAAAAACGUUGUUGCUGUAUCAGCGAUUGCAUCAAGAAGACAGCGUAUCUUUCUCACACCAGCUAACCGAAGAAAAACCGUCAUGCCAAGAUACGUGAAAUUUUGUGAUAAAUAGAAUUAGUAAAUAAACUUGUCCUUGUUCUAAAUAAACC
Molecule: messenger RNA, 275 nt
Organism: Frankliniella occidentalis (western flower thrips)
Lineage: Eukaryota; Metazoa; Arthropoda; Insecta; Thysanoptera; Thripidae
Product: keratin, type II cytoskeletal 3-like
Source: RefSeq, a predicted model, not a curated record